GAAACCUGCUGUGUUCUCUGACAACCAUCUGCUGUUAUAUAGCGUCUUGCUUUUCCUGAAGUAGAAGAAAUGAGCUGGGGAUUUCUCCGAGAUAUUCUAAGUGGAGUGAAUAAAUAUUCAACUGGAAUUGGCAGAAUUUGGCUAGCUAUUGUGUUCAUAUUCCGCCUGCUUGUCUACGUUGUAGCUGCAGAACAUGUCUGGAAGGAUGAACAGAAGGAGUUUGAGUGUAACAUUAAGCAACCUGGCUGCGAAAAUGUCUGUUUUGACCACUUUUUCCCAGUUUCCCAAGUAAGGCUUUGGGCCUUGCAACUGAUCAUGGUCUCUACUCCAUCACUUCUUGUCGUUCUCCAUGUGGCUUAUCGCGAGAGUCGAGAAAAGAGACACAGAACCAAGCUCUACAAGGACCCAGGGAGUAUGGAUGGUGGAUUGCUAUGCACUUAUCUCAUCAGCCUCCUUUCCAAAACAGGUUUUGAAAUAGGUUUCCUCUUUCUGUUUUACAAACUUUACGGUGGAUUUGAUGUUCCCCGCCUGGUGAAAUGUGAUAUGAAUCCAUGUCCUAACACUGUUGACUGCUACAUAUCCAAGCCCACUGAGAAGAAAGUCUUCCUCUAUAUUGUGGUGGUGACGUCUUGCUUGUGCAUAGUCUUAAAUGUAAUUGAAUUCAGCUAUUUGAUUUUCAAAUAUUCUAUCAAAUGUUGCUUCAGGAAUUAUAUCAAGAGAGCUCAAGGCUCCAAACGUGAAAACAAAAGGUUGAAUCCUACAGACCACAAUGGAACAACCUUGCCUCUUGGAAAUGAUUCAACCACUGUCUUUGGUAUCCAUGGUGCAGAUGAAAAAAAACCACCCAUCAGCCAGCUUGAAGAAUAAAAGCACACAUUACAUUAAAAACACACACAUAUUAAUUACUUUAAAAUGGAUACUGAGAUAAUAGGACAGCUUGAGGAUUUUAGCCAGCAGGCUAUGUAUGUUUUUUUACAAAUAAAAUUAUUUUACGGUUCACCAAGAUUAAAGAGCCAGGUACUGGUUUGAAUGUUGUACAACUCUGGAGAGCAGGGUUCAAAUUCCUGCUCAGCCAU
Molecule: messenger RNA, 1076 nt
Organism: Sceloporus undulatus (fence lizard)
Lineage: Eukaryota; Metazoa; Chordata; Lepidosauria; Squamata; Phrynosomatidae
Product: gap junction beta-7 protein-like
Exons: 2
Coding region: 70-867 (265 amino acids)
Biological process (GO): cell communication
Cellular component (GO): connexin complex
Source: RefSeq, a predicted model, not a curated record